CCUGUCAAUAUGACAGUUGAUUUUGACUGAACCAUACUGACGGGUCGAAUUUUGCAAUAAAUUUUGUUUUGAUUAUUGUUUUAGGCCCGAGAAAUACUUUUAAAUUAAAUUAUGGCAUCAAAAGAUCGUGAAGAACCGGCUAUGUUAGCGUAUGAGAGUUUUUUAAAAAAGGACUACGUGUCCGCCUUUCAACAUCUAAAUGAAUUGGAAGGUCUCGUCACGAAUACAAACCUCAUUAAAAGAGUACAGCAAAACAAAGCGGUAGUGGAAUUUUACGGAUCAGAUUUAAAGGAUAUUGAAAAGUUUAAGUGUACCAUGUCUCUUUUAAUUGGUUUAACUUUUCCAGACGUCGAAAUGAAGGAGUUAAAUUUACCUUUCACUCUAUACAAUUACGCAGUACUUCUAUAUCACUCACGACAUUAUUACCAGUGCACCGUUGUCCUAGAGAAGCUGUUGAUGACAAAAAACAUCAAAGAUGUUAAGUUGUAUCAACAAAUUGUGCUAUUGCUUAUGGAGGCUACUCUAUGUAGACGCACAUAUGACAAAACUUUGGAUGUUGCCAAAACUUAUGGAGAACCUAUAAAAUCUAAUAAUGAAAUUGUUCCACUAUUUGAAAGGCUAAUAAGCAGAGCACAAGUGUUUGUUGGUCAGAAAAUAAAACUGAAACCGGACUGUAUUGAGAAUGUUUUCAUUAUAGCCCAGCAACAAUAUUUAAAUGGAGAUUUAAAAGAAUCAGCAAACACUCUAGGACUUUACAAGUCACUUAAGUUUAAUUACGAUGUUAAGACUCAAGGUGAAGACAUUUGGGCAGCUAUAAAUAAUAAUCUUGGUGUCAUUUACCUUUCAAUUAAAAAGCCAUUUUUGGCAGCAAAAUAUUUUCAACAUGCUGUGAAAGAACAUUUCAAAGCAAUGGAAAGUGAGGACAGGGAGAGGUUAAUUGAUUGCAAGGACAGACCUAUAUAUGUCUAUAAUUUGGGGCUGGCAUUGCUGGCAGCAAAUAAUGCCGAAGGUGCAUUUGAAUGUCUGGUGGAAGCUGCACGUCAUUACCCAAAUAAUCCUAGGAUUUGGUUAAGAUUGGCCGAGUGUUGUGUCAAAAAAUGUUGCAAUGAAGAGGCACAACAAUUUACUGUGAAAAAACUCGGUAGUGGACCCCAUACAAGAAUCUUAUUGGCAAAAGAAAAGCCAGAAAAAUAUUCAACAUCUGGAGAAUCUUUUGCAAUUCCAUCUCUGUCUUUAGAGUUUGCCGCCCUAUGUUUAAAGAAUGCAAUAUCACUACUCCCUAAUCAAGAGGUACCAUCAGAUAUAACAGCACCAUUAUUCCAAGCACCACCGGGCCCACCAAUAAAUUGGAAACAGUGUUGUGAAUUAAAGAACUCAAUACUUGUCCUUCAAAGCUAUGUGUACUUAAACUUGCAAGAUCCACAAUCAGCUUCAAUUACAGCCAAUGAACUAUUAAGUCAACCAGAUGUAUCAAACAGUCACAAAGCCUGGGCCCACAUAUAUGCAGCUGAAGCAUUAAUAAACUUGGACAAAAUAACAGAAGCAGUGGAACAUUUACACCCCCCAAUGAUACAUGAGCUCGUGUCAGUACUUCCAUACCAAAUGCGAGAUUUGAUUGCUGUUUCUGUUUGGGCAAAGGCAGCUGUUUGCCACAUACUAAGAGGGGAUCUAGUAACAGCAAGGAAGAUAUUAUUACAAAUAAACUCGCCACGUGUGUUGCCCUUGCAAAUGUAUUUGGAGAUUUGUACUGGCAAUAUUGAAAAUUGUCACAAUAUUUUAAGAAAACUUAGAUUUAAUAAUUUAUCACAAUAACUAUUGUAUAUUAGAGAAUUUGCUAAUAUUCUUGUUAGUAUUCUUAUACUUUCCUGUUUGUAAGAAUAUGUGCAUUGAUGUUUAAUAUUUUAGUCAGCAAAAAUGGAAAAUAAAUUAUGUAAAUAAUGAAA
Papilio machaon (common yellow swallowtail) is the source of this 1943-nucleotide messenger RNA. RefSeq names its product CCR4-NOT transcription complex subunit 10 (gene Not10). The transcript has a single exon. Gene Ontology annotation, cellular component: CCR4-NOT complex. Gene Ontology annotation, molecular function: protein binding. Gene Ontology annotation, biological process: mRNA catabolic process; negative regulation of translation. Lineage: Eukaryota; Metazoa; Arthropoda; Insecta; Lepidoptera; Papilionidae. The record is from RefSeq and is a predicted model, not a curated record. Bases 112 to 1812 code for a protein of 566 amino acids.